AAAGUUUCUGUCGUGUUUUUCAGCUCACGAGGCUCCGAGGGGCGAAUCUCCUCCGCUGAUCUCUUCAAAGUCUCCCUGCAGCCCCGUCACGCAGCGCAAGACGUCUGUUCAUAAGGAGCCUCCAUCUGUGACUCCCUCCAGAGACCAAAAUGAUGAAGAAGAGCUCAGUCCAGAGGUGAACGGUAAUGAGGUUCAGUCGUCUGUCAUCACCGGCAAAUACAAAGUGGGAAAAGUCAUCGGAGACGGAAACUUCGCUGUGGUCAGAGAGUGUGUGGAGAGGUCUACAGAGACAGGAGUACGCACUGAAGAUCAUAGAUAAGGCCAAGUGCAGUGGAAAGGAGCAUCUGAUAGCCAAUGAGGUGUCGAUACUGCGCAGAGUUCGCCACCCCAGCAUCAUUAUGCUAAUAGAGGAGCUGGACACGCCCACUGAGCUUUACUUGGUCAUGGAGUUGGUCAAGGGUGGUGACCUGUUUGAUGCCAUUACUUGCUCCACCAAAUACACAGAGCGAGACGCCAGUGCCAUGCUGUUCAACCUGACCGGAGCGCUGCGAUACCUGCACAGAAUGAACAUCGUACACCGAGAUAUUAAACCAGAGAACCUGCUGGUGUGCGAGUAUCCGGAUGGCACCAAGUCUCUGAAAUUGGGGGAUUUUGGUCUGGCUACAGUAGUGGAGGGUCCGCUGUACACCGUCUGCGGGACGCCAACUUACGUCGCUCCAGAGAUUAUCGCCGAGUCUGGGUACGGGCUGAAGGUGGACAUCUGGGCGGCGGGUGUGAUCACGUAUAUCCUGCUGUGUGGUUUUCCACCAUUCCGCAGCGAGAAGAACCAGCAGGAGGAGCUGUUCGAGCAGAUCUUACUGGGAAAACUGGACUUCCCCUCCCCGUACUGGGACAAUAUCAGCGACUCGGCUAAGGAUUUAAUCGGGAAGAUGCUGCAGGUGGAUGUUGGAGAUCGAUACACAGCUGACGAGGUGCUGGAACACUGCUGGGUCAAGGACGAGACUGCGAUGGACACUAAUAUGGUGUGUGAAAUGGAAGACAGUGUUGAAUCAGAAAACACACACAACAACACAGGAGCAGAUGCUGAGGUGGAUCAUCUCCAUGAUCAAAGCUGGCAGUAGUUUGAUGAAUCUCUCCGGAGGCGCAGAAGAACAGAAACCCUGAAGACCACCACAAACCUCAACAACAACACUGAGACCAGACCAGACCAGACCAGACCGGCAUCUCUCCGUAUCUGUCAUCAUUCUGCAUCCAUACACAGAAUUUCCAAAUGCAUCACGAUUCGCUCUUUUGAAUGGGUUGAGCUUAGUUUUCAACACCAGAUGGCGCUGUUCACUCUAGAUCAACCGCUGAGCUCUGCUUUCCCGGUGGUCAGUAAGCCAAUAUUUUAUUACAUCACAUUUUCUACAUUGAUGGAUGAGUGACCGCACGGGCAUUGCCGACAAAGAGUGUGUGUUUGUGUGCAUGGAGAUGUAUUAUCCACCCUCCCUGUUAAACUUGAUCUAAUCCAUGUCCUGAAACAGCCCCUCUCCUGCUUUCACUGCUCAUACUGACGGAGGGAGCGAUUCGUUUGUGAAUGAAUCUCCGUUAUGAACGACUCGUUCACUUAGCUGACAAUAAUACACGUUUCUGGCACUGCAGUGUCUUGUUGUAAUGUAAUUUCAUUCAACACAACUAGCAUAAGCCUGGUAUUUAGUGUGAGUUGGUGCAACUUUCCCUUAUGGUCAGUGCAGUAAGAGACUGUAUCGUCAUCAAUAACGUUACUUGUUGAGCACAAGAGUUCAUAACAUAGAAAAGCGUAAAAAACUAAAUCUUACCUAUAAAAUGUUCUGCCUUGGUGCUUUUGCUUUCUUUCUUUGCUCGUUACUACACUCGUACACAGCACUAAAGUCCAGCAUCUUCACACUGGCACAUUGUCUUCAAUGCCAUUUGUCCCAAGAGCACUGUACAAAUGUGGCGGCGCUACUGACGCAUGCUCAGGGUCCGUAUGUGAUAUCUAGUGUAUAUAUCUAUGCUACAGCGCCAUCUGUUGUUAAACACGAGCCUUGAGAGCCACAUACGAUUUAAAAACUAGCCUACAGCGCCAUCUGCUGUUAAACAGAAGCCUACAGCGCCAUCUGCUGUUAAACACGAGCCUUGAGAGCCACAUACGAUUUAAAAACUAGCCUACAGCGCCAUCUGCUGUUAAACAGAAGCCUACAGCGCCAUCUGCUGUUAAACACGAGCCUUGAGAGCCACAUACGAUUUAAAAACUAGCCUACAGCGCCAUCUGCUGUUAAAACAGACGCCUACAGCGCCAUCUGCUGUUAAACACGAGCCUUGAGAGCCACAUACGGUUUAAAAACUAGCCUACAGCGCCAUCUGUUGUUAAACACGAGCCUUGAGAGCCACAUACGAUUUAUAAACUAGCCUACAGCGCCAUCUGCUGUUAAACACGAGCCUUGAGAGCCACAUACGAUUUAUAAACUAGCCUACAGCACCAUCUGCUGUUAAACACGAGCCUUGAGAGCCACAUACGAUUUAAAAACUAGCCUACAGCGCCAUCUGCUGUUAAAUGCUAGCCUUGAGAGCCACAUACUGUUUAAAAACUAGCCUGGAGUGCCAUCUACCAUCCAUUCCAGAGUGAAUUAUAAUGUAAAUUCUGGAAAUUUAAGAAAGGAUCCAUUAAUUGUGAUGCAUCCAUUUCUCAUCGCAGCCCUCCAGUUUUGUCGACCACAUCAGUAUUACUUGCAGUCCUCGUAUUGUAGUAUUACUGAGAUUCUGAAAGUUGCAUUAAAAAGGAGAAAUAAGUAGAAAGGAUAUCCUUUUAGACAAAACUGAAACAAAACAGCACUACUGUGCCAAUCUUAAUGGAGCUGGAUGUUUGUUUUGGACAGUCUGACUGAAUGUAAUCUACAAUGUUUAUCCUGCUCAAUAGGGUAUAUGCUGAAGUAUGCUAAUAGGACUUUUAAUUUGUCCGUAACCUGGGUUAAACGCUUCCGGUGAACUGAAGGCCAUUGCAAAAUCGACACCUUUAAGGUCUGUUUUCUAAAAAAUCAGCGAUCUCCACUGGCUGAGUGAUAUCUGAUAUAAAGUGGGUCUCAGAUUGUAGAAGAAGCACUGCAUUACAUUACAUUUCCCCCGCCGUGUCUUUAUAAUAUGAGCAUUUAUUUUACCCCAGUAUAUUCAAUAGAGCUUCUGUGACAGCCUGCCGAUUCUGAUGGGCGCGUGCGAGUAACUGACUUACGCUUGAGCUACUAAAUGAAUGCCAAAGUCUAUUUAACUGAAUAUAUUUUAAUGACUUUACAACAUCAAUGCUGUAAUAGGAACCGUAUAAAAUGAAAAAAAAGGUCACCGGAUGUUUAUCAGUAUGGGAACAACACUAGCUCAGCAUAUACCCUAUUGUGUGCAAUCUGAUUCCAGAUUUUGAACAUUUUAUGAAUUGUAAACACUGCAAUUUGAUUUUCAUAUUUACGCAUGCAUCUAUAUGUUACAGACUGAAAACAGUAAACAAAUAGACAAAAAUGGGUUGUUUAGCAAUUAUUAGUAAUUUAAGAAUGUCCCAUUUUUUCUAAAUUACGUCCAAUAUUGUGAUAAAUCAGAUGAAACUGAGGGUGCUUUCACACCUAGACUGUUGUUUAGGAUUGUGGUGCAUUUCCCAAGCUAGCGCGGUUUGUUUGGCAUAUGUGAAUCCAGUAAUCGCGCUCAGAUCCACGCUAAAACAAUCAGUCUGAGAGCGGAUUGAUUGUGAAAAAGUGAUAUGAUCCGAACCAGGCUUUAUCAGGCUAGAGUAUUCCGGAUAUGUAAUAGGCAUAUGGCUAUAUGAAGAGAGAAUUAGGAGUAGGGCGGGAUGUCAUUCCUACCGAUAAAUAUGCGUUUCAUGUCAAAUACAAAAGUGAAAGCAUCUCAAUUAUUAACGAGAGCUGUUUAUCCAUUAGGAAAUCUGACCGAAGAGCAGGCUUGGUUUAUUUACAUUUACAUUUAGUCAUUUAGCAGACGCUUUUAUCCAAAGGGACUUACAAAUGAGGACAAGGAAGCAAUUUACACAACUAUAAGAGCAACAAUGAAGAAGUGCUAUAGUCAAGUUUCAGGUGCGUAAAGUGCAAGAAGCAAAACAUUAGUAAUUUUUUUUUUUGUACAAUUAACGGUAGAGACGGAGAGGCAAUGGCAGAUUAGGAAGUGAAGUGGAGAUUAAAUAGUUGAGUUUUUAGUGGUUUCUUGAAAACAGCGAGUGACUCUGCCAUCCUGAUGCAGU
This is a messenger RNA of Danio rerio (zebrafish), 4234 nucleotides long. The record is from RefSeq and is a predicted model, not a curated record. NCBI's taxonomy places the organism in Eukaryota, Metazoa, Chordata, Actinopteri, Cypriniformes, Danionidae.